This is a messenger RNA of Tachysurus fulvidraco (yellow catfish), 2485 nucleotides long. It is a transcript of the gene cblc, whose product is annotated as Cbl proto-oncogene C, E3 ubiquitin protein ligase. The record is from RefSeq and is a predicted model, not a curated record. The coding region runs from base 222 to 2051 and encodes 609 amino acids. NCBI's taxonomy places the organism in Eukaryota, Metazoa, Chordata, Actinopteri, Siluriformes, Bagridae. The transcript is spliced from 13 exons. Gene Ontology annotation, molecular function: calcium ion binding; SH3 domain binding; phosphotyrosine residue binding. Gene Ontology annotation, biological process: cell surface receptor signaling pathway; negative regulation of epidermal growth factor-activated receptor activity. Gene Ontology annotation, cellular component: membrane raft; plasma membrane.
UUUCUACCCGGAAACUGAUCAAAGUGUGUGGGGAAAGGCAGAGUCAGUGAGUGAGUGAGAGAGUGUGUGUGCGCAGUACAAGCCUGUGUGUGUGUGUGUGCGUGUGUGUGUGUCAGAGACAUAGUGAGAAACAGGGAGUGAGAGGUCUACAUGUGAAUGAGCUCCCGUGCAGACAUACAAGGAAACUUUUUUGCCAGCCCAUUUGAAGACAGAAUCAGUGCAUGGAAAAUGAAACCAACUCAUGGAUGCCAAAUAUAAAGAGCAAAACUCAUAGAGAAAGACAACACUUCACAUUUCUUUUGGCGAUGGCUGGAAGUCUGAUGGGAUUUGUCCGAAGCUUUGAGACUGAUUCAUCUAGCUCUGAGUCUCAGCAGCUAACAAGCGCAGAUCAUAAACUCAUGGACAAGGUUCAAAAAAGACUACAAAAACUGCAUAGGCUUUGCACUGAUCCACGACUAUGUCUAAAGAAUAGCCCGCCUUACCUCCCUGAGCUGGUAAGGGAGACUGUAAAUAUCGUGAUGGAUAUAUGGACUCCUUAUAGAUGCUCAGUCUCAGCCAUGCCACGAGGGGAUGAGGGGGAGUACCUGAGGAUCCAUGUCCAACACUUACUGGAUAAGACAGACAGGGCCAUACUGCUGUUCAAGGAGGGCAAAGAGAAGAUGUUUGAGGAAAAGUCAAACUACAGGAGAAACUUGACUAAGCUGUCCUUGCUGUUUAGUCAUAUGCUGUGGGAACUACGGGCUAUAUUUCCAGGUGGCCAGUUUCAGGGUGAUACCUACAACCUGACCAAGACAGAGGCAAAAGAUUUCUGGCGGAAGAUAUUUGGACAGAAGUGCAUAGUCAAGUGGAAUAUUUUUAAGCAGCAUUUGAAAAAUGUUCACAACUUUGAAGAGGGAAUGGAGGCCAUGGCACUGAAAUCAACAAUUGACCUCACUUGUAAUGAUCACGUUUCUAUCUUCGAGUUUGACAUCUUCACCAGACUGUUUCAGCCUUGGUCAACACUGCUGAGGAACUGGAAUCAUUUAGCAGUGACUCAUCCAGGUUACAUGGCCUUUCUUACGUAUGACCAAGUACAAGCCAGACUGGAACACCACAAACAUCGUCCUGGCAGCUACAUCUUUCGUCAAAGCUGCACCAGAAUGGGUCAAUGGGCAAUCGGUUAUGUGACCCCAGUUUGCAGCAUUGUACAGACUAUUCCAGAGAAUAUACCUCUGUACCAGGCUCUAAUCCAAGGCUUCAGACAGGGAUGCUACUUGUUUCCAGAUGGACGUGAUGUGAACCCUGAUCUCACUACCCUGUGUAUGCCAUCUCAGAAGGGUCGUAUUAAAGUUACAGAGGAACAAUAUGAGUUAUAUUGUGAAAUGGGAAGCACAUUUCAGCUAUGUAAAAUAUGCACAGAGAGAGAAAAAGACACUCGCAUUCAGCCCUGUGGACAUCUGCUUUGCCGGCCCUGUCUCAUCGGCUGGCAGAAGUCAGAUGCACAUACGUGCCCUUAUUGCCGCUGUGAUAUUAAAGGGACAGAGUCCAUCCUCAUCGAGCCAUAUCGGUCCACAAGAGACAAAACACUCCAAAAAAGGCAUGAUGAAGAAGAAGAAGAAGAAGAUGAUGAUGAUGAUGAUGAUGAUGAUGAUGAUGAUGAUGAUGAUGAAGACCAUGAAGAUGUAGAACUAGUCAUGAAAAAACUGGCUGCCAUGAAACGGGCAUCACAAGAGGAGUACCAGGUUCCCAGUUCCAGUUUAGCACCUCCUCCACUUCCACCAAAACAGAACACUGUGUCCUCACCAUGCCCGUCUCCCAAACCACACGUCCGUCCUGCUAUAAGAGACAGGCUGGUUAAAAGUCACAGUAACUCAGCUACCUGUAACAAAGUGCUUCAUGUGGAAAACCAUCAAACUGAAGAAGCCUCAGACAGACAGCUGCAAUGCGAUGCUGAACGGAGCUAUACAUCACUCUCCCAGUCAAGAAGAAAAGGUGAAGCCCCAUGGUCAUGGCCAGCACAUUCAGGACAAAAGAAAAAAGAGAAACGAAGGGAAGAGGUAGAUGACAGGUGAUUUGGAAACAGAGAUGCUAGCAGGAAGACAAAGUCAAAGAAACUUUCAUAGACCGCUCACGUCUUUGACUUUCCUGGAGGAUUUCCCCAUGAAACAAACAUAACAACAAACUGAGUUCUGUUUUCUACACUUGUCCAUGCAAUGUACCGUAAAAAUAAGGUUAAAUAAAAACAAUAAAAAUAAAAUUAAGGGGAAAUGAGGGAACACUGUAGUUAGUAAUAUAAAUAAAUGUUGUUAUUUUAAAUGUAACAAUAUGUAAACCUUAACAGAUUUUUUGCUAUAUAAUAAUGUCUACCUUAAAAAGAAACGGUUAAAUACCAUCAUGUAUUCAACAAAUUUGUACCUUUAAUUUUAUAUGCCCGGGCCGUUACAUAUACAGACUACAUUAUAAGUGGACUUUACAUAAAUAAAUACUAUUCAGAUUUGUGUGGAAA